Apis dorsata (giant honeybee) is the source of this 2696-nucleotide messenger RNA. It is a transcript of the gene Mitf, whose product is annotated as microphthalmia-associated transcription factor. Gene Ontology annotation, cellular component: nucleus. The record is from RefSeq and is a predicted model, not a curated record. Gene Ontology annotation, molecular function: protein dimerization activity; RNA polymerase II cis-regulatory region sequence-specific DNA binding; DNA-binding transcription factor activity, RNA polymerase II-specific. Lineage: Eukaryota; Metazoa; Arthropoda; Insecta; Hymenoptera; Apidae. Gene Ontology annotation, biological process: regulation of transcription by RNA polymerase II.
CAUGUUUUUAUUUCUAAAAAUCUUGCCGAUUCUCGAGUGUUGACGUCUAUUUGAUAAUUGGUGGUUAAGUGACGAACGAGAUUUGGCGCGGAUACGCGAAUGCGCGAAAAUGGCGCGUGAGAGAAAUAGAAAGGGUGGAAAAGAGAGAAGAAUAACGGAUCCAGGUUUAGAGCAAGGAGCGUCGGUUUUUCGUAGCUGACAGCUCUCGUCGUCGACAAUGUCCGUGACAACAAAAAGAUGCGACAUCUGGUUUAGUAGUGCCACGACUUCUGGGCUGGUUCGGCCGUAAAGCUUUUUCACCUCCUUCGGAGGACAUGCAAGAGAUAUCCGAUACAGUGCGGCAAAUCGUCGAAUUCGAGGAUUUAGUGUCGCGAUUGAAUCGAAUAAACGACGUUGGGCGACCGUUGAACAAUAUCGGUGGUGCUGUUAUCGAGAAUAAAAUCGGAACGAUAAUUACAACGAUAUCUGCAGCAAGAACGACAACGAUAACGACUACGUUAACGAAAACAACAACGACAAAGACGUUGUCGAAUUGGGGAAAUAUUGGUGGAUCAUUACCAGUUUCACGUUCUAUAGCCCCGGAAUUGGGAUCGAAAUCGGAUACGGUGCCUGUGCCGGCGUNNUCUGCGUCGACGUCGGCAUCGGCAUCGGUAUCGGUAUCAUUACCGUUUUUGAACAAACAGGAAUCAAAUUCUGUUCCUUUGUCGCGACAUUACGUUCAAGAUUCAAAUUGCUCGUGCACGUGUUCGCACAUCGGAACCGCCGUCAAGUCCGCCAUUCGUACGAUUAACUGUUCAUCUGUUUCAUCGGAACAUCGGCAGAAGGAAGAAAUUGAACGUCAAGAACAACAAGAACAAGAACAACGAGUGCGCGUACAUAUCGGUAUCGACGAGGAUUUACGCAUGAUUCUCGACAUGGAUCCGUCGAUUGUCGACGGAAUGCCCACGUCGUCCCUAGUGCACGCCAACUCUCGGAACAAUGGUCACGUUGCGUUUGCUCGGCCGUUACGAUCAACUCGCCCGCAAGGCUGUCCACCAACGUUUAAGACUGCAACACCCACCUCGCGUACACAACUGAAACUUCAGCUGAUGCGAGAACAGCUGCAAGAGCAGGAAAGGCGAGAAGCUGAAUUUCGUCAGAAUUUGCAGCAACAGAGACCAACGGCUGCUCCUCCCAGGCCAGUACCUUCUACCUCACUCUCGACCAUCGGCGUAGACGUACCACCACAAGUCUUACAAGUACGGACAUUAUUGGAAAAUCCGACGCGUUACCAUGUCGUUCAAAAGCAGAAGAAUCAAGUGCGGCAAUACCUUCACGAAUCGUUUCGCGGUAACGGAACGAUCAGCGCCGGGGAUGGAAACGUUCUCGGCAGAAAUUCGGUGGAAGGUGUGCCGACAUCCGCACCGAUGAUAGUACAGAGCGCACCACCGGGUCCAACGGUACAUCAUCCAAAGCCGCAGCAUCCUCAUCUGGCUUCGUAUCCACACGGUCCAACGGUAUUGCCGCUUGGUAAUCAGGUUGCGGCUAGUCCAGAUCCUACGACUGGUGCUAUGUCACCAGGUCUUUCCAGUGUCGCGACCAGCAAUUCCGAGGCGGAGGAUCUUUUGGACGACAUAUUGUCGUUCGAGGCAAACUCUCUAGGUGAUAAUUUAAAGGACAGCCAAUCAGGAAGUCUGACCAAUAUUCCCGAGUUGCAAAUCAAACCGGAACCUUUGUUACUUACGGAGGCGGAGAUACACGCGCUUGCCAAAGAUCGACAAAAGAAAGAUAAUCAUAAUAUGAUCGAGAGACGACGACGGUUCAACAUAAACGACAGAAUCAAAGAGCUCGGCACUCUUUUGCCUAAAACUAACGAUCCGUAUUACGAAAUCGUUCGAGACGUUAGGCCGAAUAAAGGCACGAUACUCAAGUCUUCGGUCGAAUACAUAAAAUUGUUGAAAAACGAGUUGACAAGAAUGAAACAGAACGAAGUCAGGCACAAGCAAUUGGAACAUCAGAAUCGCCGACUCCUUUUACGAGUUCAAGAGUUGGAAUUGCAAGCAAAAGCGCAUGGCCUUCCGGUUUCUGAUUUCAAUUGGGCCUCCACUUCCGGUAGCAUGUUGAACGCCUUUGCUCGAAACAAACUCGAGCAUCGCAAGAUUCCAGAAUUGGUUACCGAAGAAGCAACGAGUUUGAGCAUGUCUCAACUGGAAGAUCUGAUGGAGGACGACGGGAAUGGGCCGAUUCAUAGCGGCGAUCCUAUGCUCUCCUCGCCUCAUCUGCCGCCGUUGAGUCCGACGCAAACUGGUUGUCAACAUGGGCUGCCGGACGAGGACACUCUCGGUAGUUUGGCACCGACCACGCCCAAUUCUUCCUCCGACAUGGAUAUCGUCGCGUAAUACGAUUCAAACGGAAUCAAAUCGAAUGGAAUUCGAAUCGUAUUCCAAUAUUAUUUAUCGGAACGAGCUAGCAACGAGAGUGAUGCGAAUGAUACGUAGCGACGAUGCGGUCGAAAGAGAGAGGCAAAUAAGUUGGUUGCGUCGCGUUGCGAUCAUCACACAAGCGUUAUGUUCUUCUUUUAUCGUUAUCUUUCUUCAACGGCUGGCCGUUACCCCCUCAUACUUGCAUACGUAUUACGAACUAUACGUUUUACACGAAUACUAGAACGAUACUGGUGCAUACAAUAUUUGUACGAUAGGGUCGUUCUUCUCUCGAAA